GCCAAAUCCCAGAAGACUGCUUUCUUCAUAGUCACCGCCGUGAAAGCCUCAAAUCUUACAUUAUGAAUACUGAUUGAGGAUUUAGCGGAAAUAAAAAAGAACAAGGACUCUCUGAGGAAAUUAUAUCAAACGGCCAGAAAUGAAAACGUGGCUCGAGGAACUCUUUAAAAGGAGGAACCUCGCAGAAGAAGCCGAAAGUCCCGCUUGUGGUACGAUUACCAUUCGCCUAUGUAUCUCUGAAGAUGAAACAGGCCUACACACGGUAUUCUGUAGGGGAACCCUUUGGCAAGGCACGGAAAAACAUGGAAGGAUAGCAUUAAAAGAAAUGAUGGUGAAGGAUGUGAAUGGAAGUGACUGAGGAUCAUGCCUGGUGGUGGGUGUUGUUGUCAGGUCUGGAUUCUGAAGUUACAGGUUCCAGAGAAUGGAGUCACGAAAGUUUUGGGAAAACAGCUAUCCCAAGCGUGACAUAAGCAAGGCUGCAUAGCAGAAAGGUGUGUUCUCAGUGUGACUCAUGCACUUCCUGCUGGUUUCAGUGUCUCAUGAAUGAUGUUAGUCAACAAGACAAGACAAAUACUACUACGGGUUUUACGGAUGCUGCUCGUAUCCGGCUGCAUUCCGUAAGCACUGACGUUGGGCAUGACGCGUGACAGAGAAAAGGAAGUGUUAGUCCUAUGGUAUAAAGAGGCAGACAAUAGACAAACCUGCACAGAAUCUCAGCAAGUUCUAACUCAGUGUACAUAAUGAAGCUCUCUGUGGUUUUCUUCAUUGGUGCAGCAUGUGUCCUGCUCUUGCUACAAUGUGCAACGUCCCAGCUGUGUCCACAGUGCAUAUGUAGGAGCUCAUACAGUCCAGUAUGCGCAGUAAAUACCGUAACCGGAAAACUGAGAGGAUUUUCCAGCCAGUGCGUGCUUAACUGCACGAACAAAUGCAGAGAUAACAGGUUUGAAUAUUUGGGUCUUGGAAGAUGUGGUCGGUAUACACCCAGAACGACAAAACCACCAGCAGCAACAACAACAACGGCAUCAACAGCAGCAACAACAGCAACACGUAAAACAGUAGUUACAACGCCCCUUCCAUAUCACACAUACUACGAGCCUUAAACAUAAAAAUAGAAAAAAAUACAAACGAUGUAUUGUCUAGUCCAGAGUUUGUUUGUGAAUAAAUGAGUGAAUGAUAUUCCCUGU
This is a messenger RNA of Cryptotermes secundus, 1184 nucleotides long. RefSeq lists its product as uncharacterized. The record is from RefSeq and is a predicted model, not a curated record. The transcript is spliced from 3 exons. Bases 741 to 1100 code for a protein of 119 amino acids. Lineage: Eukaryota; Metazoa; Arthropoda; Insecta; Blattodea; Kalotermitidae. Gene Ontology annotation, molecular function: protein binding.